Messenger RNA from Electrophorus electricus (electric eel), 4277 nucleotides. It is a transcript of the gene nod2, whose product is annotated as nucleotide-binding oligomerization domain containing 2. Gene Ontology annotation, molecular function: protein binding. The record is from RefSeq and is a predicted model, not a curated record. Gene Ontology annotation, biological process: regulation of apoptotic process. Lineage: Eukaryota; Metazoa; Chordata; Actinopteri; Gymnotiformes; Gymnotidae.
GCUGUCUUUCUCAGUUUUAUUUUGAAAUCAAUGUGAUCGUGAUCUUCCAUUAAUCGGGGAUCAUGAUUAAUUUCGGUAUUCUAAUUUAAAUGAUCACCAAGACUCACGACGAACAGCUUGGACGAUGUCUUAGCAGAACUGAUUUUCUCCAUGCUUACUUAUGAAAUCACAGGACAAAAAGCAUUACCACCGAACCCUAUGAAAGUGUUCUUUAACAUUACACAAGUAUAGGCCAAAAAUGCUUUAAAAGGUUUUGCAAUUGUUUGAAAAGAAGAACACUGAGUAGUUUCAGUUUUUUAAGUCUCUAUUCGGAUUCAUCAUGGGGUCACAUAUUUGCAACUGUGAGAUAUGGCACCAAAAUGAUAUCAUCUUGUCAGACUGGAAUGAAGCGUCCGGGAUGAAUGGUGUUAUUUGACUGUCUGUCUGGAUUACUGAACAGGGCACCAUCAUAAACGGAUAAUCUUGCUGGAAGUGGACAUCUCAUCACAUGGAGGAAAAUACAUUUUAUGCUUGAAAGCAGGGCAGAGGUAUGUGUGCACAGCAGCUGGUACUGAGGCAGAGGAUGGAGUUGCUCAGGGCUCUGAGCUGUGGGGCCACAGCAGAGCCCCUGGACUGCGUGCUGGACCUUCUCCUUUCCUGGGGUGUCCUUGUCUGGGAAGACUACCAGAGUGUGCGUGGGCUGGCAAAGCCCCUCUGCUCCAACACCAGAGACCUUCUGGAUUUGGUCUACAGCAAAGGGGAGCAGGCUUGCAGUCUCCUGCUAGCAGCAUUUAACCAAGUCUUACCCGAGUCUCAGAAAGCUGGUCUGUGUUUUGGCAAAUGCAGGCCUGUAGGGUUGAAUGCUAAGGGGACUCCCACAACUGCCUGUCAGGUGUUGCUGAGCGAUAGACCCAUACUGGUGAGGAAACUCAGAGACCGUUUGGAUGAUACAUUGGAUGCUCUUUUGGAGGCAGGCUGUUUCACUUCAAAAGACUGUGAUGAAGUGCUCUUGCCUGUUUAUACACCUUCACAAAAGGUUAGGAGACUUUUAGACCAAGUGAUGUUCAGAGGGGAAGGAGCUGCCAACGUCUUACUGCGGUACCUUCCCCAGGAAGACAUUACGACACCUGGUAAAGAGGAAAAGCAACUCUCUGCUGAAUGCCUACUUUACCAGAAGAAACUUCGCAGCUCUGUCUUGGCCCAGGCCCAUUUCCUCAGCACUUAUGGUGGAACAGGGAGAUUCUCCCUAGACGACAUCUACACUGAAAGCCUGCUGGAGCUUCUGCCAGCCGACAGGGCCACCACGGCCCUGGGGCUGGAGGAUGUGGUAGGUCUGGUCGGGACUCUCAAUGAGGAAGCCGAUACGGUGCUUGUGUCUGGGGAGGCAGGAACUGGCAAGAGCACUUUGCUGCAGAGGCUCCACCUGCUAUGGGCCCGUGGGGUCUUGCUGACGGAAAUCCUCCUGCUGUUCCCCUUCAGCUGCCGAAAGCUGAGUGCGGAGAAGAGGGCACUGUCUCUGAAAGAGCUUCUAUUCCUGCACUGCUGCUGGCCAGACCGUGGCCAAGACGAGCUCUUCCAGUUCAUUCUGGACCAUCCUCACUUGGUCCUAUUCACGUUCGAUGGCCUGGACGAGUUUAGGAAGAGUUUCACGGAUGAAGAGCGCCAUUGCUGCCCCACUCAGCAAGCACCUGUUCCUGUGCUGCUCUUCAACCUUCUCCAGGGCACCUUGAUGAAAGGGGUUAGAAAGGUGGUGACCAGCAGGCCGCAUGCCGUGAGUCCGGCACUGAAACGAUAUCUCCGCAAGGAAGUCUUUGUGAAGGGUUUCUCUCCAGAGGGAAUAGCCUGCUUCGUUAGGAAACACCACAGCGAUCCCACCAUAGCUAAUAGGGUUGUGGAGUCGGUGCAGGCUAACACAGCCCUGCUUGGGCUCUGCCACAUACCUGUGUUCUGCUGGAUUGUGUCUAAGUGUUACAAGGAGCUCCUUGGAUGUGGGGAAGGUAGCCCUCAGACCAUCACAGAUGUCUACCUCAUGGUUUUGCAACACUUCUUUCAGAGGAGGGUCCCGCAGGAACAUCAAGUCCUGGGAAAGGGGUGGUUGCAGGAACAUCUAGAGACAGUGGUGAGACUAGGGAGGCUGGCGCUGGAGGGGGUGGAGACGUCCUGUUACGUAUUCCCAGCGGCACAGAUGCAGAACUGUGGCAUCACAGAGCAGGACAUUAAACUGGGAUUCCUCAUACACUGUAAGGACCUCUCGGAUUCCACUGACUGCAGCCGUUAUGAGUUUCUACACAUCACCUUGCAGUGUUUCUUCGCCGCAAUCCAUAUUGUUCUGAAUAAGCAUGGCAAUCGCUCCGUCAUCCCAAAGCUCUUCGAGUCGCAGUGCAGACCGCUUCCAGGCCUAAAUUGCAUGUUCCUCAGACAGUGCAUCAACCACUCCGUGGAGGAUGACACCAAUACGGAAGAGACCCCAAACUUACAGAUCAUGGCUAAGUUUGUGUCUGGCCUCCUGUCCCAGCGCCAUCGCAACCUCCUCUCACGGUCCUGUCCUGCUGUCACUCUCGAGUGGAGAGCCAAGCAGGUCCUGAAGUGCUUGUCGACAGGCAUGCAGAGACACUUCAAGACCAUCCCUCGCCCCGUGGAAGGCGAGAAGAAGAGCAUGCAUGCCAUGCCAAGCUUCGUUUGGCUCAUCAAGUGCAUCUAUGAGAUGCAGGAGAGCCAGAUCGCGAAGGAGGCGGUGGCCAAGCUGGAGGUGGAGCACCUGAAGCUAACCUACUGUAAUAUUGGGCCAGUGGAGUGCACCGCACUGGCCUACGUGCUACAGCACCUGCAGAGUCCAAUCGGACUGCAGCUGGACUGCAACACUGUGGGAGAUGUGGGAGUGGAGCAGCUCCUUCCAUGUCUACACGUCUGUCACUCCCUUUACCUGAGGAACAAUAACAUAUCAGACGAAGGAAUCCGCAAACUUGUUGAGAAGGGAAUACACUGUGAAAACUUCAAGAAAGUGGCACUCUUCAACAACAAACUAACAGAUGAGUGCACGAAACAUUUUGCCUGGCUGCUUAAGUCAAAGCAGAACUUUCUCUCAAUAAGGCUUGGAAACAAUAACAUUACAUCACAGGGAGCCACGCAUCUGGCAGAGGGCCUGGGAUACAGCCAGUCAUUACAAUAUCUGGGGCUAUGGGGUAAUAAGAUUGGAGAUAAAGGUGCUGAGACUUUGGCAGAAGCGCUAAAGGACAGUACUACACUGAUAUGGUUUAGCCUGGUGGAUAAUGGUGUGGGCAACUCGGGAGCACGUGCUUUGGCAAAGCUUGUGAGGAGGAGCACGACACUUACAGAGCUCUGGCUAAACCAGAACUGCAUCAGCAGGGAUGGUGUGGAGCAUCUUAUACAGGCUUUGGAAGUGAACUCCAGUGUUAAGGAUGUGUGGUUGAGGGGAAACAAUCUCAGUCCAGAGGAGGUGGAGGAACUGAGUCUGCGAGAAAGCAGGCUAACGUUCUGAAGACUAGCCCCUCUACUUCUACAGAGGUCCCCUCAUUUUCUCCAUCAGGGCAAGCAGCAGUAACACCAACCCACACACAUGCUGGCCACCAGUCCCUGCCUUAUGUCUGCCUGUCUCUUAACACAUGGUAUACUGCUUCAUUAAGGACUGGAGGAGCUCCCUGUCACGCCACCUGCCCUAUAAUCAGUUAGUCAGAUGUGAGCUCUUUAUGACAGCCUUCCCUGACAGCCUUAUUCCCAAACGGAGGUGCUUAUUUAACAUAAUGUAUUGGUGGCACUUUGUAUCAUUAUCUAUAAUAUUGUGAUGUUUUAUAUUUAUGAUGUUUAAUAUUAUGCUGUGUCCAUUUCGACCUUUUGUGUUCCUCUUUUCCGUUUUUUUUUCUCGAAUGCCUUUUUUGAGAAUGAUUUGCAUAUAAAAAAAAGAAGAAAACUGCAAAUUAAAUGAAAGCAGCAGUGUUUUUGAAAAAGCUGAAUUAAAAAAUAUAAACAUAAGUUGCACAUUUUAGAAACGCUCCUCGCCCUGCACAAACGCAGUUAGCGAGGUAACUAAUUUGAUGUUAAACUGGUGCCUCUCUGCAAGCGACUGUGGUUUUAUUAUGGAUUUACUGGAAAACCCCAGGAGGCGGGGCUUACGAAGAGUCUAUCUACUUCACCAAUCAACGCUACCAGAAGGUGGGGCUUAAGAGAAGGCUAUUUGUUCCACCAAUCAACGCUGCAAAAGAGCCUCGCUCACCAAUCCGAGAAGACCGGUUAUGGUUGGUUUGAUAAACACUUAAUGAUCUCAUUUAAAUUUCAAAUAA